This is a messenger RNA of Cuscuta campestris, 575 nucleotides long. The record is from the annotation of a GenBank genome assembly. Lineage: Eukaryota; Viridiplantae; Streptophyta; Magnoliopsida; Solanales; Convolvulaceae.
AUCAAUAAAAAUAAUCCUUCUUCACUAUACUCUCACCAUGGCGGACGUAGAAUACGAUAUAACGGCCGGGCAGCCGAAGAAGAGGACGUUCAAGAAGUUCAGUUUCAGAGGCAUCGAUCUCGAUGCACUCCUCGACAUGCCUACUGAUCAACUCGUCAAGCUCUUCAGCGCCUGUGCUCGGAGAAGGCUCGGAAGGGGUUUGACGAGGAAGCCCUUGGCUUUGAUUAAGAAGCUCCGCAAAGCGAAACUUGAGGCCCCAGCCGGCGAGAAGCCAGAGCUAGUGAAGACUCAUUUGAGGAACAUGAUUAUUGUUCCCGAGAUGAUUGGCAGUGUAAUCGGAGUUUACAAUGGCAAGACAUUCAAUCAGAUUGAAGUAAAGCCAGAGAUGAUUGGGCACUACCUGGCAGAGUUCUCCAUCUCUUACAAGCCUGUCAAGCACGGUAGGCCGGGUAUUGGUGCCACCCACUCCUCAAGGUUCAUCCCUCUCAAGUGAUCUGUCACACCCUUCGAAUUUUAUGCUUUCUUUUGCAUCUCUGCUCAACCCAUGAAUGUGAGAGGACCCUACUAGUUAUUCU